Alternaria arbusti is the source of this 3930-nucleotide messenger RNA. RefSeq lists its product as uncharacterized. Lineage: Eukaryota; Fungi; Ascomycota; Dothideomycetes; Pleosporales; Pleosporaceae. The record is from RefSeq and is a predicted model, not a curated record. The coding region runs from base 1 to 3930 and encodes 1309 amino acids. The transcript has 5 exons. Gene Ontology annotation, molecular function: chitin binding. Gene Ontology annotation, biological process: carbohydrate metabolic process.
AUGGCACGCGUCAAGACAUCAGCGCGUCUUCUUGGGCUCGCCUUCUUUGCCCUGCAGGGCGCUCUGGCGGCUAAAGCUCCGGACAUCACCCACCAGUCCCCAGAGCAUGCGCCGCCCAUUCCCUAUCUCAACCUCAUGGCCUUGUUCACAAUGCCCCAGAAUGUCAGCCACGUUUCAUCCGAAGAGUCAGAUCUCCUGCCCAACCUCUUUGACAAGAGACAACGCGAAGAGGAUGGGAACGGAGGUCUCUUGUGCAAAAAGGGUCCCUGUCCCGACGGAAGUUGCUGCGGCCCUGCGGGAGUAUGUGGUUACGGUGAGGAUUUCUGUGGCGUCGGCUGCAGCAGCAACUGUGAUGCCGUGGCCAUGUGCGGCGAAUUCUCCGACGGAGGAAACACAAAGUGCGGCAUGAACCUUUGUUGUAGUUGGGGUGGAUGGUGUGGAACAUCCAAAGUUCAUUGCAUCGGGCCAAACAAGUUCACACCGUGCCAGGAAGGGUUCGGCUCGUGCGAGAUCAUCCGACCAAAGACAUGCGGCGAGGGCUCUGGAACGACAAAGGGCCGGACCGUUGGGUAUUACCUGGCGUCCAACAGCAGAGACCGUCUCUGCAACCGCAUCUUUCCCAAGGAUAUCAAGGCCGCGGAUUACACCCAUCUCUUCUUCUCCUUUGCAUCCAUCGACCCCAAGACCUUUAAGAUCCGGCCCUGGGAUGACGCCGACAUUCCGCUGAUGAGGGAGUUCACGGCUCUCGAGACGAAUACCUGGAUCGCCGUCGGCGGCUACACAUUUAGCGACGCGGGCGACACGCACACGACUUGGAGUGACGUGUGUUCCACCGCUCAGAACAGGGCCGCCUUCAUCCAAUCGUCGGCUGAGUUCAUGGCUAAGUACGGCUUCACGGGAAUCGACCUAGACUGGGAGUACCCUGUGGAACCUAAGCGGGGAGGCUCCAAGGGAGACACUGAAAACUUCGUUAAGCUCGUCAAGGAGAUGAGAGCGGCCUACGGAACCAAGUACGGUAUCAGUUUGACUCUUGCGCCCGACUAUUGGUAUCUUCGGUACUUUGACGCAGAGGCCAUGCAGCCCUAUGUCGACUUUUUCGGCUUCAUGGCAUACGAUUUGCAUGGGUCCUGGGACUCUGACGUGCAAACUUUGGGAUCUCUGGUGCGUGGCCAGGCAGAUGUGCGAGAAAUCUAUAAUGGUCCCAGCAAGGCGGCCGAGUGCACCCACCAGGACGGCGUCAUGUCGCUCCUGGAGAUCAAGAAGCUCAUCAAGGAGAAGAACCUGACGCCGCGCCUCAACAGCGAGUCGAUGAUGAAAGAGCUCAUCUGGGACGACCAGUGGAUCGGCUACGACGACGAAGAGACACACGAGAUGAAGCGCAAGUUCGCCAACAACCUCUGCUUCGGCGGCACCAUGGCGUGGUCCGUCGACUUCAACUCGGGCACUGGCGACGGCGACAGCGCGCCCGUAUCCACUGACGGACGAUGCGGUCCCGCUGGCGGCGGCUUCAGGUGUGAGGGCAGCACGUUCGGCGACUGCUGUUCGUCGUUUGGAUAUUGCGGAAGCAGCGAGACGCACUGCGGCUCUGGCUGCGUGAGUGGGAAGUGUGUGGAGGGGCAGGAGACGACGGACGGAACCUGCGGCGCGUCGGCGCACGGGGCCUUCUGCGGUCUGUGGCCCCAGGGGAGCUGUUGCUCGUCUUCUGGAUACUGCGGUGAUAGCGAGAGUCACUGCGGUGCGGGCUGCCAGAGCGGCGCCUGUCUCGAUGAGCCGGCCAGUGGCAAGGGCUCGGGGCCCAUCUACAUUGCGCCUGAGGUCUACGAGAGCCCGGACCCGGUCGCGCAGUGCUUCCCGCCGUGCACGCUAAUCAUGCCGCCGUGGUCCCUCGCCAAGCCGACGACCAUCUCCCGCCCCGCCACCACCGUCUCGUAUCUCGACACGUGGGACACGACCGUCGUGACGACCAGCACCGUCAUCUCGCUGCAACCCGUCACCACGACCCUGAUCGAAGUAUGGAACGUGAUAUGGAUCGACGGCGACAACGAGGACGCCAAGACUCGCACUACCGUCGGCCUCACGUCGAGCGUCGACUUCCCGCCAGUUACGCUCACCAGGACCAGGACAGGACAGCCUCCCGUCACCUGGACAUACUCGCCCGGGCCUUGGCCUACCAUUGACUCGACCGACGACAACCCUUUCCCUCCGCCUCCUCCCCCUCCUGCGGGCCAGCCACCAUCUAUCACUGCCGUGAGGGGCCCGCCAAAGCCGACCUGCAAGCCUGGGCAAAAGUGCGGAAGCCUUUGCAAGCACAAUUGCGGCGGUGGAGACGAUGACAACAGUGGCGGCGGCGGUGGUGGUGGUGGUGGUGGUGGUGGUGGUGGAGUUCGCGGGCGUCCUUGCAUUGGCAUCUGCGGCUGCAUUGGCCCCAUCUGCAACACUCCCAAUCGCAACUGCGUUGGCCCGGUCUGUCCACCCGGCAGUGGUGGUGGAGGAGGUGGCGGCGGCGGCGGUGGUGAUCCCAACGAUCCGGAUGAAGAAGACGACGAGGAUGACGAGUGCACCACGAGAACCGUGACCGACCGCUGGGUCUCUUGUGACGCUCAGCGGACAACGGAGUGCACGACUUACUCUACCUCGCUUGUCAGCGAAUGCUCAGCAACAGGCAUAGCAACGACCACCAUAGGCGGAAGCUGCCCAAUACCUACCUAUGACUACGACCUGCAGGAUACACAUGAACAGGUCCCAGUCGGAUACAGCCUCACACAGGGAACAACCGUCUACAAUGGAAGGACUCGGACGACUUACGGGUGGACCUUCAACCCACCAAGCGGCACUAAACCAACCCGCGGGGGCAACGGCAACGGAGGACAGGGCACGCGUACCUCUGCCCAAUCCAGCGAAGGCAUCACUCCACGACCCACCAUUACCUCCACAGCAUACCAUCUCCCAGGCGCGCCCACCCUCGCGACAGUCGAACCGCCUUAUAGCGGCAGCGAGUGCAGCUCGUAUCUGCACACGACCAGGUGCAAUGCCGCUGGCGGCCUGCAGGCUUGCCUGACACAGGAUCUGUGCGUCCCGACCAGGCCCUGCUACUAUACAUACGCUGCAUCGGGCACCCCUUCGUGUUCGGGCGAGUACUCCAUCUGUCUGAGCACCACUAUCUUCACCAGAUGCGGCUUGAUAGGCGCCGUCGCUGCCCGGGCCGACGCGACUCCGGCUCCCUCCCCUAACCCUAACGUCAUCGGCGAUGCGACCGUCACAGCAGCACCAUCGGUUCCGACAUCUGAUCCCAGUCUCAAGCUCGAAGAAGACCAUGAUCGUCAUCAUGCUCAUCAGUCGGCCGAACCAGCCUAUCCUGGCCAUGGCCACGACGAGUCGGCUGAUAACGAACUGGUGGAGUCUGUCCCGAACACCCCUCACAACCAGAGCAGCGCCGCGACGAACGAGUUGAGCCUCAUUUCCGCUCGACAAAACGCCGUCGGCUGUGGCGGCAGCAGCAAUGGUGGAUGCGACUACCUCCGCUUCUGCGCGUCGGGCAUGUGCGCCAAGGCAGAGAAGGUCCCUUGCCUCGAAGCGCGAAUUAAGGCUCAUAUGGGCAUCACUUCCGGUAUCGACCUUGAAGCCACGGUCACGGAAGACGGUGUCCUGAAAUGCAAAGCCACGCGGCAUUGCCCACUACUAUGGGACGACGACUGCGGCGGUGUCGACUCGUUCGACUGCGGCGACGGCAGCACCAUGGGUUUCAAAUACAACUACGUCUCGUACUACAGUAAGAAGUACGACCGCAACUAUCCCAUGUACCUCGAACUGUCCGUGGAUGCGAGGCUGGUUUAUUGCACACAAGACCUUCUCUUUAGGAAGAUUCCGUAUGUGUGUUGGGAGGAUGAGUAUAAGUGGAAGGAUGGGCCUUGUAGGGGUCUUGGUCUCUGA